Orbicella faveolata is the source of this 1096-nucleotide messenger RNA. Its product is annotated as protein argonaute-2-like. Lineage: Eukaryota; Metazoa; Cnidaria; Anthozoa; Scleractinia; Merulinidae. The record is from RefSeq and is a predicted model, not a curated record. Gene Ontology annotation, molecular function: RNA binding; protein binding.
CCCCGCCGAUUUUAAAAGAGCGACAGACGGGCCUGGGGAUGAAUCGGACAAAGAUGGCGGACGGAAGUACGGCCAUCCACGACUUGAAAACGAAAAACCAUUUACAGAGUCUCAUAAGCCAGAACACCUCUCUUUACCUUUGCACAGGACCAGGGAAGGGGAAAAAGAAACGAAAAAAUAAGGGACGAGGCGCUGCUGGCAGAGGACGUGGCAGAGGACAAGAUUUAUCCACUCCUGGAAGACAAGAAGGUGCAGGAAAGCCUGUCGGUGAUGACGAAGUUGAAGGUGAAGGCGAAGAAAAGUCUGCUACAGGAGCAAGGUCCGUUCCUGAGCCUUCAAGCUCUACAAGAACUGAACAUGACGAACUGCCAGAGCCAGAGAUAGGGCGAGAGAGACCAAGAAAGACCGACACCAGAGCUAACGAGAUAGUAGGGGAAGGCGGUCGAGUUGCUCCUGCCGAGGCCAAUUCUACAGCAUUUGAUGAGCAACAAGAGCCAGGCUGUUCUGCUCCUAGGGCCAAGACCAAAUUAAAAGGAAAACAACAACAAGUUCCUGGUCCGAGCAAGUUAUCUACGUCAUCUCCUUCCUCUGGCACCAACGUUAAGGAACCUCAAAGUGUGGCAGCUGCCAACACCACUGCCUCUACUGUGUCUUCUACUGUGACUGCUGCUGCUGCUGCUGCCGAGGCAGCUAGUGUACCGGCUAGUUCUUCUGCUGCUGUUAAGACAGCUGGUGUCCCAACCACCACUGCUGAUGGUAAACAAGAUGUAGAAAAAUUAGCAACAGAGCUUGCCUCAAGCUUGACUGCAAAAGGUAAAUUUAAUGGUUUGAUUCUGAAUAUUGACUGUCAGCAUUUGUAAAAGUUGUUGUAAUUUUUUCGCAGAUAGUGGCUAAAAUGUACAUUGUAGCCUUGGAAAGACAAUCAGGAAAGGGAUGAAACUAUUUAUAUACAUGUGCACUUUGCUAUUACCCGUAGCCAACAUUAACACACACAGAGCAAGACUGCACCUACAGUAUACAUGUAGCUCGAAGCUUUUUUACUGCACAUGCACCAAGUUUGUCAUACACAGGCACUGUACAGCAUUAAGGGCCCAUU